UACCAAAAGAUUCCUGCAGCCGAGGCUUGACUUCAUCUGCUCAGAAUGAGCUUCUUUGGAAAACUCAAGAACCUGCACAGUGGACCUCCAGCCCCCCCUAGAAGGACAGAUAACAAUGCAGACUUUGGGUGGCCACAGGAUGAAUUUGUAAGUACAAAUUCUUCACAUCGGCAAAGGUUUCAUUGGUUUUUCAGUAGUUUCGUGGAUUAUGUUGUUCUCCAAACCACAGCCAUGCAUCACAGAACUGAUAACAUCCUCACUAUCCAUCUACUUAACAAUAAUGUUGUAAUUACUCCAUAUCUACACUCCAUGUUUCCACAGCUGAUCAUGAGAUAAGGUGGGAUACAAUCAAUCACCGUGCAAUAAUAAUGUGCCAGUUAUUGAACUGUUUCUGACCUAUCUGUCCUCGUGGCAGGACGAUGAUGAUGGUGACAUGUAUGAAGUCCCUCCAUGUCCGCCGGGUGUGAAUAUCCCGCAGAGACAAGUGGAGGAGAACCCAUACCUGGGGAGAAUGUCUGAAUGCGCUCAUCCAUCCAGACCAAGCAAACCCCCGAAACCUCAACCACGCAGCGAUUUCCCUUUUGAACCCAACACUAAAAAACCGCCGAAGAUUGACAGAAAUGAAAAGCCGGGGAGGAAGAAAGUCCCUCCUGUUCCAGUUCCUGUGUCUGAGGAAGAUGUUUACCUGGAUCCCAAUGUAGAAGAGGAAAACAACGAUGAUGUUUAUUUAGAGCCAACAGAAGCAUGUACUCCUCCCCCUCCUGGACCCAAGAGAAUGCCUCUGCCUCCUAAUACAACAGCUUUGUCUGCUCCUAAACCCAUAAUGAAGCCUCCAGUUCCCCGAGCUACGUCUAAUUCGUUCUUGCCAUCCACGAUGGACCUUAAAACAGCCCCUGCGGUACAAGAGAAACGAGCAGCUUUUCCCAUCAAACACCCUCCGGUGAUCAGCGUUAAGCCCGCUCUCUCUGCAAACCAGAGGGAAGUUAAACUCGGCAAUCCAAAUCCUCCUAUGCCAGACGCUAAGCCUGUGGUCUUCCCCAACGGUAUGAGGAUGACCAAACAAUCCGGAUAUGAGAACAGAGAGUGGUUUGCUGGAAACUGCAGCAGAAAAACAGCCGAGGAUCUCUUGGAGAAAGUCAACAAGGAUGGAGCUUUCCUCAUCCGACACAGCUCGGCCCAGAGCGUCCGCCAGCCGUACACCCUCGCUGUGCUCUACCAGCAGAAGGUGUACAACGUUCCCAUCCGCUUUCUGGAGGAUGCACAAGGCUACGCUCUCGGGAAAGAAGGGAAAAAGAGUGAAGAGAUUUUUCCCAGCCUGGAUGAGAUGGUUUCUCAUCAUGAAAUUAACCAACUGCUUCUGAUUGACAGCAAGAGCCAGGCCAAGCACACAGCACAUUUAAUUCACCCUGUGCGCCCUUAAAAAUACAACAUGACAAGUCUCUUCUACAUCAUGUUCCCAUGAAUCCUGAGUAAAAAUGAUGCUUUAGGGAGAUUUACUUGAGAGUGCAAUUACAACUUAAUGAAAACAGUCUUGGGGCAGUGUAAUAUUAAGUGGGGGGAAAAAAACAAUGCUGUGAGGGAUGCUGAAAAUGCUUGACACCAACCGCAUGACAUGUCAGAAACACUAUUUAACAAAGAGUCACACAGUGUUUUUAUGGGGAUGUUUUCUUGCCAUGUCUCAUAUUUGUCGUAAUUUUUACAUAUUGCACAAAGCUGACUGUCCUUUCACCUUGUUACACAAACAGGCAUCCAGUUUUCUUGUUUGGAUAAAGAAAUGGUUACUUUGCUGACGAUUCUAUUGAACUGACAUUAGAAAUGUAAACAAAACAGUAAACUUCUGCACGUUACGAUGUAUGAAACCAUUUUACUAUAACUUCAGCUGGCUGGUCGAGCCAUGGGGUGUGACAGAUGGAGAAUGUGAAGUAUGUUGAGACUGCUGAAGAGGUAAAAUGUGCAACAUACAUGAAGUCAUUUACAUUACUUUUUACUCUUUCUAAUCAAUAUCAACAUUAUGCACAUGACUUUAUUUACUAUGAUUGUGAAUAAAUGGUGUUCUCUAUUUCAUGUUGUAAAAAUUCAGCACAAGAAAGCACAAAAAAGAAAGGAUUUUAUUGUGUAUCCUCAUGAAUAUUUAGUCUUGUUUUAUUUUAUUCGGGGUUUCUGUGGUGUCUAAAGGAUUAAGUGCAUUAUGAGCGCUCCUCAUCAGGGAGGGUUACUGGGAGCUGUUUAUGUGUGGCUGUGGGCUGCCGGCCUGCAGCUGCUGACCAGACACUGGUGGUUACACCUGCUUCCUGUCAGGCUCAAACUGCCAUCUCUGUGACCCAAACCAUAAAUCCUGAGGCUUGAGCACCACCUGGCAGAAAAAUAAAUAUGUGAUAAUACUUGUGAAGGAAUAAAAACAUUAUCAUUAUCCAAUUCUGUGUGAAAUAAAUGUAACCUUUUGUGAUCACCUCACUGUACCUACACUUUAAAACUGUGCAUGGGAUCAUUAAGAAAAAAAUUAAUAAAACAAUC
Molecule: messenger RNA, 2514 nt
Organism: Salarias fasciatus (jewelled blenny)
Lineage: Eukaryota; Metazoa; Chordata; Actinopteri; Blenniiformes; Blenniidae
Product: B-cell linker protein
Exons: 18
Coding region: 434-1420 (328 amino acids)
Biological process (GO): intracellular signal transduction; cell surface receptor protein tyrosine kinase signaling pathway
Source: RefSeq, a predicted model, not a curated record